AUGUCUACUACAUUUGAAGUGAUUGCAUAUAUCAGUUCUCAAAAAGGAUCCUUUUCAUCUAAUGCCAAUGAAUUUAGUAUGGGUGAUAUGGUAUGCAUGGUGGGAAAAUUCUGUUAUGAUAUUAUAGCCGGAGAGACUACUGGAAUUGUGGUAACAAUAAGCAAAGUAAUCAAAUAUCCAAAUAAGAAUUUUAGCUCAUGGGCAAUAAAUAAUUAUCCAAAAACAAGACCUUUCAUUUCAUUUUCAGCAGUUUGUGAAAGUGCAGUAAAGAAUGGAAUUUCACAAGUUAAUCCUUCUUUUGCUGACAAAUAUGAAGGAAAUGAAAUAAAAUAUGUCAGCAUGAGAACCACUUUAUAUGGCUGUUUGUCACGAACAUCUGAUAUUCCACACUACUUUUUAGUUGUAUAUGCUCAUAAAUUACUCUGGUGGACUAAUCUAAAAUUUCAACUAAAUCGCCGCUACAUAAUUUCAGGAAUUUUAGAUAGUUUUUUAGAACAAGAGAAUUCAACAACAAGUUUAGUAAUUCGUGCAACUGACAUUGAUUUUGAUUUACAUUCAAAUUCAAAUUCAGUAUCUAUAUCUGUUCCAAAUCAACAUGGCACCAUAAAUGAAACAAGUGAAACUCCUGGCCUUACUGAUUUUUUAAAAUUCCAAACAACCAAAAGAAAAGAUGAAAUAUCUUCCACAACAUUUAAAUCCCCUUAUACAAAUAAGAAAGAGAAGAAAUCUAUCAAUGAAGAUGAAAUCUUACAACCAAAAUCACAAAUAAUUGCUCACUCAUCUUUUCAAAAUCUUCCUCAAAAAAAUAAAUUUUAUGCAUCAUACCAAGAAUCUCCACAAUUAUUAACUUCACAAUUAAUAACUCCACAGUUUUCUUUCUUAGAUAGUAUACCUAAUCAAUCCUCACUUCAUGAAACACCCAGUAAUAGUGUUCAAGAAACUUUAGAACCAAAGAAAUCUAAUAUCAAUGAUUUAGCAACUUUGGCAUUAGAAAAUAAUACUGAUAAUAGUAUUAAUAAUUCGUUAACAAGAGAAAUGAGUGGUAUUGAAGAAAUAAAUGAAGAAGAAUUAAGUGAAUAA
Diversispora eburnea is the source of this 1080-nucleotide messenger RNA. Lineage: Eukaryota; Fungi; Glomeromycota; Glomeromycetes; Diversisporales; Diversisporaceae. The record is from the annotation of a GenBank genome assembly.